AGUGGGGAGCGACAGGUAUAAAAGUACGACACAGGAGAGAGUGGGGCUCCAGUGGUCAACGGGUCAAAAAGUCCGUUGACGAAACGCGUCGAGUCGUCGACGAUUUGCAUUGUUUUCUUUCUCGAGUACACGUCGAUCUUUCGAUAUUCGUGUACCUAGAGACGCGAAAGCGUCUCUAAAUAUUGUAUCCGAAUUUUAUAUCGACCGAUUUAAGUGAAUUUUGGGGUUAUUUUCAAUAGAAUCUUGCUCAUGUGGAAAAAUAUAAUCUUCGAUUGGUCGAUCGGUUUGAAAAGUGCAACUGCAGUGAGUGAGAUUUCGAACGGUGGAUACAAAAGAAAUUUUCUUCAAUAUUCGCUCAUUACGCUUGUAUUCGACGAUUCCUUUCGAGGACUCAACACGAAUAAAGAGAAAUGACUGUUGAAGCGUCAGCGAUGAUUUUCGAGUAUUUUGUUUUUGUGGCGGUGAUCGUCGCAUCGUUCGUUAUUCCACUCUGGGGAAGGUUUAGGGCCAAGGAGAAGGAGACGAAAGCGAAUUAUGUGUUCGCAACUGGUACAGUUUCCGUGGGCGCUAUGAUGCUCUCGAUAGCACGUGGCACAAUCGGAGUGAGAUCCUUCCUCGGCUACCCAUCGGAACUUUAUUAUCGUGGUAGCGCCAUGUGGGAAACUCUCUACGGAAUGUUGCUCUCCUAUCCGAUAGUUUGCUUUAUCUUUGUGCCUGUGUACUACAGCCUCGGAAUCACAUCGGUUUAUCAGUAUCUCGACAUGAGAUUCAAUUCAAAAACGGUACGUUGCCUCGCCAGUUUUUCGUACGUUAUUCGUAGUCUACUGAACCUCGCAGUGACCGUAUUUACACCGUGCGUCGCCUUGAAAACUGUCAUAGGCUUGCCCCACUGGGCCAGCAUAAUCGGAAUUACGACGAUUUCGGUCCUCUUCACGUCCAUGGGCGGUCUCAAGGCAGCCAUUACGUCAGAUGUCAUUCAGGGCUUCAUCGUGAUCGGAAUUUCUCUGGUUAUCAUCGGUCAGGGUGUCUACGACGUCGGUGGCAUUUCGCCCAUGCUUAACGUAACUUCCGAACGUGGACGUUUUGAUUUUUUCGACUUCAACAUGGACCCAACGAUCCGCGUUACAACAGUCUCGGCAACACUGGGUCAGCUCUUCAUGAGUCUUUCGGUAUUUGGGUGUCAGCAAAACUUCGUGCAGCGUUACUGCAGCAUGAGCAGUCGCGGUAAAGUCGCAACAACGAUGAUGGCGAACAUGCCAGUCAUAACGGUACUGCUCUCGCUCUCGUGGGUCGUCGGCAUAGUAAUAUUCGCGAGUUACGCAGACUGCGACCCCCUGAGCAUGGGUUACACAUCGAAGUUCGACGAGAUAGUGCCGUUCUACGUCAAGGAUCGAUUGGCCUACUUGCCAGGUCUGAUGGGUCUCAUAAUGGCGACCCUGUUCAACAGCGCUCUGACCCUGGCCGUUUCGAACCUCAAUUCCCUCGCGACGGUUACGUUCGAGGAUUUUCUAAGUCAGAUACCAGCGCUGAGCAGCCUCCGAGACACGCAGCAGCUUCGCCUCAUCAGAAUAAUUGGCGUGGUGUACGGCCUGGUGAUCGUGGGCGUGAGUUUCCUCGUGGCCAUGCUUUCCGGUGUUAUCGAGUCGUCGAUGUUGAUGACCUCGGCGACCUCGGGACCGUUGCUGGGUGUAUUCGUACUGGCGAUGCUGGUGCCGUGCUGCAAUUGGAAAGGAGCUGCCGCUGGGAUGAUCUUCAGUCAUGUGACGACUCUGUGGAUAACAUUCGGGCAUCUGUCAGUGGCGAUCGACGCGGAGCCACUGCCGCUGUCCACUGCCGGCUGUCGGAACGACACGUUCGCGCCGUAUCUGGUGACGCCGAGUCCAGCGCCGGGCAGCCCUACGCGAACGCCGCUCCAAUUUCUCUACGGCAUCACCUACAUGUAUUACGCCCUCGUCGGCAGCGUGACGACGAUUAUUGUCGGCAUAAUCGUGAGCCUCGUCACUGCUGAUGCCAAAGAAGACGCCUACGCCGAGCAUCUGCUGCAUCCGGUUGCUCUCAAACUGUCAAAAUGGUGUCCUGGGGAACCACGUUCUUAUGUGGCCCGCACGCGAUUGGCCGAUCCUCUGGCAACGACCAACCCGUCCUACACCGAUUCGGACACGUCCGUAACUCACGAGACGGGGGAGCCCGAGCCGGAGCUCGGUGCUGCCGAGGUCGGUAAACUCAACGCCUUCGAGAACGUUCCCCUUGGAAUUGGCUACGAAACGAACAAGGGCUCGAGCGCAUGAGUGCUCGGGGAACCGAUAUUUCGGUGGGGAGACGAAGAAAACGUUUUCGGGUUUAUAUAAAUAGUUUUGAAAAAGAGUAACCGCUCUGGGCGCAACGUCAAAUCUUGUAAAGCGAGCCUGAAAUCGUGUGUUUCAGAGCUUCCGCUGCCUCGCCUAUCUUAUUUUUUAGCCACCCUUUUAAUAUGAAUAUGCGACUGGAGCGCUUCAGUUCAGGAGGCCCCGCUCGGGAGCCCGGAACACGAACCGUCCCGUUCAACUUCCCUGGACGGAAUGCUCGUUAGCUUAACGUUCGGACGACUUCUACCCUUCGUCGAAGCUUCUUCCCGGUUGUUCCCCCACCGAUGAACGAGCCUCGAAUAUACUCCCAAUCGGGACCCGCUACUCGAGUCGACAAGCAAGUCCCUAACAAGAUUUCGUCACGUUUGAGUCUCGGAGCCCAAAUAAGACGUGCUUAUACGUCAGGCUUUCGACGAUGCUCAAUUACAUCCUAUUUUCCAGCUACAUGAGACUGAUUAUUAUAGCGGUUGAAUGGACGAGGCCGAAGCAUUGAUAAAGAUUCGAUGGAGCAAAAUAGUUUUAGAAUUCAAUUGUACAGUGGUCGAAGGUUUUUUCGUGUGAGAAACUUGGAGUUUCUUCGCCUCGGAGCCUCGCAGUGAAUGGUUAUAAACGUUAUAAAAGUAUUUUAGGCUUUUUGAGUAUAAAAUAUAAUUGUUAUUGUGAAUUUUUAUUGUUUUGUACAUUUUAAGGUUUUGUAUGUGGUGACACACGAGAGCUGUCCCAAGACUGUACACCGUUCCCGUUACGCCGGCUUGUAAAUGUACUUUUGCGUUUUGUAACGUCAAUUCAAUUGGAGUUGCACGGAUCGUGCGGAUCCUACCACGGGUAACGGGUCGUAUGUCUGUGACAAAGAUAGAAAAAAGAAAUGUCAAAAUUUGAUUUGACCUCGUACGUUGUCACCUUCACGAUUUUUUAGCUUCUUGUUUCAUUAUUUAUUCUUUUUCCACACAGCCACUCAACUGUAAAUGUUUCUUCAAUGUUUACUGGAAAAAUGGAGAAUAAUUGAUGAAAUGAUAAAAAAAAGGACUCGAGCGUAGAAUUAAUAAUGGAUCGAAAUUCGACGAUCCAAUAAAAGUUAAGAGAUGGAGGCAAAAUAAAUCAUGAGAACAGUUUAAUAAAAAUGAAAAAAAUUAUGAAAAAA
This is a messenger RNA of Venturia canescens, 3486 nucleotides long. RefSeq names its product sodium-coupled monocarboxylate transporter 1-like. Gene Ontology annotation, molecular function: symporter activity. The record is from RefSeq and is a predicted model, not a curated record. Gene Ontology annotation, biological process: transmembrane transport; sodium ion transport. The transcript is spliced from 5 exons. The coding region runs from base 411 to 2288 and encodes 625 amino acids. Gene Ontology annotation, cellular component: membrane. Lineage: Eukaryota; Metazoa; Arthropoda; Insecta; Hymenoptera; Ichneumonidae.